Sitophilus oryzae (rice weevil) is the source of this 740-nucleotide messenger RNA. RefSeq names its product coiled-coil domain-containing protein 28A. The record is from RefSeq and is a predicted model, not a curated record. Bases 75 to 704 code for a protein of 209 amino acids. The transcript has 3 exons. NCBI's taxonomy places the organism in Eukaryota, Metazoa, Arthropoda, Insecta, Coleoptera, Curculionidae.
UGUUAUUUUUUAUUUAUCUUAUUUUGGAUCUUUGAUCUUGUCUAUGGUAUAUUCAUUGUUAUUUAUUAAAAACAAUGGAGUCUAGAGGGGAAACUUCAGAAUUACAACAAUUAGUUUCAAGUGACGCUGAAAACGACGACAGUACAAUACAAGAUGAGCCAACAGAUCAUACAGAGAGUAAAAUUAUUUCACCAAUUCGUAGUAGUAAAGUGUUUUCGUCCUCUGGGAAUACAAGUCACAGCUCUGUAACAAAAUCUUUGGGUAAGGGGAACAUUGGUGGUUCCAAGAUUUCAUUCAUAAAUGAGAGAAAAUUAGCCAGAGAACCUGCAAAAUCAAGCACAGUGAGACCUAGAAAUGCUCAUAAAGAACCUUCUAAACCCGCAGUUAUCCACCACCAUUCUUUUAUCUCUCAAGUGCCUGACGUUCGUCAUAUGGAAAGAGCGCUCCUAGGACUUUUAGCAGAUUUCCAUUCGGGUAAGUUAAAAGCUUUUGGCGGUGGAUGCACAAUGGAACAAAUGACAAAUAUAAGGGAGCAACAAGAAAAACUUGCAAAACUACAUUUUGAUCUUGCUGGAGCUGCCACAAUUCCAUCAUUAGCAGAUGAAAGCUUAAAAACUUCACAGAAUACAAUGAGUCAACUAAUUCAAAGACUAGAGCAACUCAGUAUAUCAAUAGAAGCACUUCAUAGUAAUUCAACCAAAUAGGAGUAAUAAUUUUGUAUUAUGUAUAUUUAUUUAUAU